AGGAGAGGGAGGAGGAGGAGAGGAGGGGCCUCCUCGAGCCCAGAAAAACGACAACGCGAGAAAAAUUAGUAUUUUUGCACUUCACAAAUUAAUGACCAUGAGUUCCUUUUUGAUAAACUCCAACUACAUCGAGCCCAAAUUCCCUCCUUGCGAGGAAUAUUCGCAGCUUGGCGGCAGCGGCGGAGGGAGCUCCUACCACCAGCAUCACCCCCACCACCACCAUCAUCAUCACCACCAUCACCCACAGCAGCAGCAGCAGCACCUGCGCCAGCAGCAGCACCACCACCACCAGGCUCACCCGGGACAACCUCUCCCUGAGUACUACCAGCGGCCGAGCAGAGAACCGGGAUACCCUCCUCCUCCUCCUCCUCCGCCGCCGCCGCCGCCGCCAUCGCCUCCUGCCGAGACGCUUUACCCCGCACAGCCACCCCAUUACCCAGCGUCGCCUUAUAGCUACAGCAGUCUCAGCGCUACCCCGGGCCAGGAGCAGCCGGUGGCUCCAGGAGCUUCGCCCCCUCCACCCCCUCCAGCACCGUNNNGUCCAACACGGAAGGGCCACCAUGGCCAGAGCCAGCCUUUGCUACCAGGCCACGUCCCGCCACCUCAGCAGCCCCCGCAGCAGCGCCAUUGCGAGGCAGCUGCGGGGGCUGCGGCUGGAGGGAGCCCGGGCUGCUCCCUUUUGCCUGACAAGAGUCUCAAAGGGAAGGAGCCGGUGGUGUACCCCUGGAUGAAGAAGAUCCACGUGAGCACGGUCAACCCCAAUUACAAUGGAGGGGAGCCCAAAAGGUCUCGGACUGCCUACACCAGACAGCAAGUCCUGGAGCUGGAGAAGGAGUUCCACUUUAACCGCUACCUGACCCGGCGGCGACGCAUCGAGAUCGCGCACACGCUCUGCCUCUCGGAACGCCAGGUGAAGAUCUGGUUCCAGAACAGGAGGAUGAAGUGGAAGAAGGACCACAAGCUGCCCAACACCAAGAUGCGCUCCUCCAACCCCUCCAGUCUGAACCAGCAAGCCAAAGCACCGGCCCAGCUUCAUCAACCGCCGCCGCCGCCACCACCAUCAAGAGGGAGGGCGACUCCCUAACUCGCCCGGACUAUGAUAGCCCAGUAUAUGCAGAGACACCACCAAUGAUACGCCCAUUUUUCGUUUGUCAGAGAGACAAAAAAGAAAAGCUAUUAAAGGAAAGAAAAGCUGAGCAAGAAUCAAAGCCCAAUAGAAGGGUCAAAGCCAAAAAAAGAGAAAAAAGAGUGGAGUUUAAAAAGAAAAGAAAAACACAAUGGACAAAGUGUUUCCCUUUUGUAAAUAUGUCUUCAUCCCCACCAUGUUUUUUAAUUAUUAUUGUUAUAAUCAUUAUUUAUGGAAAUACCAUCUAGAUGCAGCAUUAGAGUUGUGGACAGACCUUAUACGUAAGAGGGACUCUUUGUGUAUAUGUUUUAAGGUGUCAGGAUGUUUCUAUGUGACUUUGUGAGAUGUUUGUAAACCAUUGAUUUGUACCGUUCAGUGACCUGUUUCUGGACUCUGAACUACAGAGGGAUAAAAGUAAAGCCAUCUUAUUCCACUGAGGUCUUUUGGGUAUUAGGAGAGGAAACGCCCAGUGACCAGAGGCUCCCAGCACUGGCUGACCAAGAAAAAGCCAUUUUCUAUGUACAAAGGAGAAUGCAACUUCUAAAAAGUGUGGUCUUUGCUCCGGUUGUGAUAUGUUAAUCUCCCUCAAGUUCCACUUUCUCUUUGAAAAGAAAUAUAUACCAGUAUUGCUGAAAAGCCUGUCUCUGUUUCAUACCAUGCCACAGUCAAAACAUCUGUGUACAAUGUAUCAAUUUUGUGUAUACACAUUUGUGAAUGUGUGAUGUAAAUCUAAUGUCUGGUGCUGUUAAAUAAAGAAGGCUGUGUACAAAAAUCAAAGUAAAAGCACUAGACACACCACGAGAAGCUGGAAUUUGUCUAGCGCUUG
Pogona vitticeps (central bearded dragon) is the source of this 1952-nucleotide messenger RNA. The record is from RefSeq and is a predicted model, not a curated record. Lineage: Eukaryota; Metazoa; Chordata; Lepidosauria; Squamata; Agamidae.